GCCGACCCCAACGCCGAGGCGAUGGUCCUGUGGUGUGCCGCCCCGCCUUGCCAGGACUUUUCGCGGAUCGCCAAGGGGGCGGGUCAUCAGGGCGAUCGUGGCCGCCUUUUCGAGGACUCCGUCGCCUUCAUGGAUGAGCUUCGCGUCAUUCUCCGCCAGCACCGCUUCGCCUUCCUCUACGAGAACGUGGAGAUGGAGGCGGCGGCGGCCCAGGUCUCGUCCGAUGCUCUGGGCGUCUCGCCUGUCUUUGUCUGCCCUUCCGACUUCGGGUGGGUCUCUCGCCCACGCCUCUGGUGGUUGAGUGUGGACUGGACUCGGGUGGUCACCGACCCCGCCGAUGGCUCGCCCCUGGAGUGGGCGAAGCGAGGUCGCUGGGACCGCCUGCGCCUUUCUGCCGCCAGGGGGCGCAAGCUCAUGCCUUGCGCCACGACACCAGCUCCGACGGACGACGGGCGGCAGAAGCCGCGCUCCACCAGGGGGCGCACGGCCCGGGACGCCGACGCCCGUUGGGCGGAAGGGGGCCGACAGUUCGCCCCUUGGCACUACACCGUCGAGGCCAUGCUCCAGGACUCGCGGGGCCUGCUCCACCUUCCUCCGCUAGACGUGAAGGAGCAGCUCCACCACAUCCCCGCCGGGUACACGGCCAAGGCGGGCGCCGACACCAAGACCCGCCACCGCAUGGUCGGGAAUGGCUGGCAUUGGGGCGUGCCCGCCCGCUUGCUGGGGAUUCUCGUCAUGGCGACCUGGGCGAAACCGGUGGCGUCGGGUCGGGCGCCUGCAGCGCCCCCACGCCAGGGGACCAUACCCUGGUUGUCGCAGGUCUGGUCGCGGAAAGGCUGGGACUUCUCACCGCGGCCCCGGCCCACACCAGCCCUCCUGGGCGCAGGGUUGAACGAGGACGCCCAUUGGGCGGCGGCGACCGGUAUGCAGCAUUCGCUGGUUGGCUGGCCACAGCUGGAGCCAGCCUUGGAGGCGGUCAUCCGGUUUCGUCGGGAGUGGCGCCACGACCUCUCCCGCAUCCGUGCCGAGGUGCUCCAGGAGCUACAGGAGAUGGUCGACGAGGCCGCGGCGGAGGACACGACCGCCUGGCUGGCCACUCUGCCCCCGCACGUGCGGGCGACCUACGAGACGAGUGAUCGGCCUCGCCCUUUUCAGGGGCUCAUCUUCGACCGCCUGCUGCGGAACCUUGGCUACCCGGCCACAGACGACCUCCGCCAGGAUGUGGCCGAAGGCUUCGACAUGUUGGGCCGAGUCCGCGCCGCCCCGGGCUGGAAGCCACGCGCCGAUGGGCGCUAUGCUCACCCCGAAGGGCUGGAGAG
Messenger RNA from Symbiodinium necroappetens, 1319 nucleotides. The record is from the annotation of a GenBank genome assembly. Lineage: Eukaryota; Dinophyceae; Suessiales; Symbiodiniaceae.